UUUCCCUUCCCUCCCUCUUCUCUCGUACGCCACCCACUGAUUGCGCCACGUCAUCUAUAUUACUACACCUCUCACUCUCACUCUCAGUCCAUAACUGACCAAGAAUCUAUCGCUACCCAUCGAUCCAGGAGGAAGGAGGCCAGUGAGAAGCUUCCAGAAGGUUCGAUCGGGAGCGCGGAGUGGUGAUGGCGGCGGCGGCGGAGCUGUCUCGCGGGGCGGUGGCGGCGAUGUCGCGGAUGGAGCAGGGGCUGCGGCCGGUGCUGCAGGUCACCGACGUGCGGCCUGCCGCCGGUCGAUACCUCGUGGCGCUCUUCGACGGAACCAAGUCGGGGCAGGGGGUGCUCGUGGCGUCCAUGGCGCACCUCGUCAGGGCAUGCGCCAUCCGCGCCGGCACCAUCAUCCGCGUCCUCGACUAUCUCUGCAUCGACACAAGGGUUAUUAUCGUUGAGCAACUUGAAAUACUGCAAAUUAACUGCGCACUGAUCGGAACUAGCAAUACUCAUGGGCGCCUUACUUAGCCUAACACCCAUUGCUGCACUGAGCCCAUACAAGUGUAAAUGGACAAUCAAGGCCAGGGUGACUGCAAAAUCUGGUCUCCAGCACUUGAGCAAUGACAGAGGUGAAGCAAAGUUCUUCGACUUUGAUCUGCUUGAUGAGCAGGGCGGUGAAAUGCUCGCAAAAUGCUUCAGUUCGGCUGCUGAAAAGUUCUAUGGCCUAAUUGAAGUUGAUAAGGUCUACUUGAUAUCCAGAGGAUUAGUGAAACCUGCACAGGAGCCUUUCAACAGUGAUUAUGAAUUAGCUCUGGAUGCCUCAGCAUCAGUAGAGGUCUGUUCCAGUGAUGUUAUAUAAUGGAUCAUCUCGUUCAGUUGGCAAUAAUGCAGGGCUCGUCUCCAGUCCAUGCUGCUUCAGGUGCAAAUCAAAGGUUGUCCAGGGCUAUGUCUGCUCACUAAUAAUAAUGCUCUUAGUGAUACAGUAGGCAGGGUACUGCUAAUUAAAGGGCACUUAGCGAGAUGCAUCCAGCUACUUUGUUAAAUGUUGAAUGCUAGUUAUGUAAGAACUCUGUCAUUACCAUUAUAUUUCUGUUGAUGUGUUGAAUAUCCCAUCGUUCGAGUUAUGUCUGAUAAGUCAUGGAAAAAUGAACGAAGCAACGAAAGAUAAUGUGUGCAAAAUUUUGUAUCUAUGUUA
Oryza sativa Japonica Group (Japanese rice) is the source of this 1185-nucleotide messenger RNA. RefSeq names its product replication protein A 70 kDa DNA-binding subunit C-like. The record is from RefSeq and is a predicted model, not a curated record. Gene Ontology annotation, biological process: DNA replication. NCBI's taxonomy places the organism in Eukaryota, Viridiplantae, Streptophyta, Magnoliopsida, Poales, Poaceae. Gene Ontology annotation, molecular function: DNA binding. Gene Ontology annotation, cellular component: nucleus.